AUGGGCGACGUCGCAGUCGAGAACCCAGCCAACACGGUGGCACCUCACAACAAGCCCAUCCCUUCCACCAUCCCCAACGUUGAGAACAUCGAGGGUCUUUCAUCACAAGAAGGAGACGAGUACGCCACAUUGAAGAAGCUUCAAAGGCAUCUCGAGUACAUUCAGCUGCAAGAGGAGUACAUCAAGGAUGAGCAGCGAAGCUUGAAGCGCGAGCUCGUGCGGGCACAGGAGGAGAUCAAGCGCAUCCAGAGUGUUCCGCUAGUCAUUGGCCAAUUUAUGGAGGCCAUUGACCAAAACACUGGCAUUGUACAGUCCAGCACCGGAUCCAACUAUGUCGUUCGCAUUCUCUCCACCCUCGACCGCGAGAAGCUGAAGCCUUCCUCGUCCGUUGCCCUCCACCGCCACUCCAAUGCCCUCGUCGACAUUCUGCCUCCUGAGGCUGACUCAUCCAUCGCCAUGUUGGGCGCUGAUGAAAAGCCGGACAUUACCUAUGCAGAUGUUGGUGGUCUGGAUAUGCAGAAGCAGGAGAUUCGGGAAGCCGUUGAACUCCCCCUUACGCACUUUGACCUCUACAAGCAGAUUGGUAUCGACCCUCCCCGUGGUGUCCUGCUAUACGGACCACCCGGAACCGGAAAGACCAUGCUCGUCAAGGCUGUUGCCAACUCAACAACGGCCAACUUUAUCCGUGUGGUUGGUUCAGAGUUUGUACAAAAGUACCUUGGUGAGGGUCCACGCAUGGUGCGUGAUGUCUUCAGAAUGGCUCGCGAAAACUCUCCUGCCAUCAUUUUUAUCGACGAAAUUGACGCCAUUGCCACGAAGCGAUUCGACGCACAGACUGGUGCCGAUAGAGAGGUACAGCGUAUUCUGCUGGAGUUGUUGAACCAGAUGGAUGGUUUCGACCAAACCUCAAACGUCAAGGUCAUCAUGGCCACCAACCGAGCCGACACUCUCGACCCUGCCUUGCUGCGACCCGGACGUCUUGACCGAAAGAUUGAAUUCCCCAGCUUGAGGGAUCGCAGAGAGAGACGUCUCAUCUUUUCAACUAUUGCCAGCAAGAUGAGCUUGGCACCAGAGGUUGAUUUGGACAGCUUGAUCACCAGAAACGACCCACUCAGUGGUGCCGUCAUUGCUGCAAUUAUGCAGGAGGCUGGUCUACGUGCUGUGAGGAAGAACCGCUACAACAUCAUUCAGGUUGAUCUGGAAGACGCCUAUUCUGCACAGGUCAAGGGCACCAGUGAUGACAACAAAUUUGAUUUCUACAAAUAA
Molecule: messenger RNA, 1266 nt
Organism: Pestalotiopsis fici W106-1
Lineage: Eukaryota; Fungi; Ascomycota; Sordariomycetes; Amphisphaeriales; Sporocadaceae
Product: 26S protease regulatory subunit 6B
Exons: 2
Coding region: 1-1266 (421 amino acids)
Biological process (GO): proteasome-mediated ubiquitin-dependent protein catabolic process
Cellular component (GO): proteasome regulatory particle, base subcomplex
Molecular function (GO): proteasome-activating activity; ATP hydrolysis activity; ATP binding
Source: RefSeq, a predicted model, not a curated record